GAUGCCGUGAAUGGUGGACCAUAUGUGAGACAUGUAUUGUUAGCUGUGUUGAAUGGGGAAGUGCCAGCAUGUCCCAGUAGCCUGUGGUCAGUUUGCAGCAAUUAAAAAUCCAAUACUGUAGCCUAUUGAGUGCAGUGCUGUUCAAGUGUCAAUAGGAAUAAUAGACUUAAUAUUGACCUUGAAUUUUUUCAUAUAUUAGUGCAAAAACUCGGCAAAAUAAAUUUAUUAUACUCAGCUGCUGCGUGGACCUUUCAAUACAGUACCACGUUAUUUCAUAUUCCAUUUUUUAUAUUUUAUAUUCAUGUCUUUUUUUUCUUUUUUUUUUAAGGGAGCUAUUUGCAGUGUCUGACUACAGCACCGGCCUACAGCAAGGCGAUGACACGAGAAUAACCUUUAAUAGAAUACUUUUAUACCGUUGCUGAUAUAGGCUGGGGGAUGUGAAGAGGAUAUUUAGCUGCAAAUGGAUUAAAAUACAGAGUGAAGGUUGAUCUAAGGAAUUUAAGCCCUGACCCCUUUUUCGUCAGGAACGAGCGCCGUUACGUCGGAAGAGUAGCUCGAGCCGGUAUCGCAGCGAGUUUAUUAGCCAGAAAAACCCCACUGUUAUUCCGCUCGAAAUAGAUAAUAAUAACGCGAGAGUUUGCAAGUUGCCUCAAGACUCUAGUUGCAACUGUCAAAGGUGGAGUGGAUACGCGCAUGACCCAACACACAUUACUGUAAUACUGUACACGGCCGCCGAGAUAAUAUCCGUAUAAAAAAAAGCCCGAAAUAAUCCCGAGGUAAGGAGCCGAGGAGUGAACCAACCCCGACCGAGGUCUGCCGUUUCUGCUCAUUUUCCUUCGCUUCGUUUUCUUUUACUCUAACCAACAGUCUCGUCGCCGUCGAAAAUACUGCACUAAACAUAUUUUUGUGCCUCCCUUUAGCUCCAGCCAGCGCAAGGAUUUUUUUUUUUUUACUCCUCCUUCGUAAUAAAGUCGCCAUUUUGCUUCACUGCCUAUAUAAACCAUCCCGUAUUCUAAUAUUUUUCCUCAAGGAGUCGAGGACCUGCCUACCUUUCGUGGCUAUUUUUUAAACAUUUCUGGAGUGUUUAAGGAGAAGACGGAGGUUGGAGAAGUGCCUCGUGGUUUACAUGUUAAUGCAGGAAAGGAGGGGGGGCACGGCUAUUGGAAACUGGAAAUAAGGUGAAACUAUCCUGGAUUUCUCUUCGUGCACACACGGAAUUGGGAUUUCUCCUCUCGUGCCCUGCUUUAUUCGCCGUCCAUCUGGUCGUCGUCUGCAGGGAGAGGGGGGACAGCACGACGGUGACGACUGUCCGCUUCCUUCCAGGCCCCCCAACCUCAGCGUGACCGGUCCUUGACGCACGGCAGGUGUGAUUGCCAUGUAACAUAACAUUGGUGGAAAAACGCCCACUUUUGGUGCCCGUCUCCUGACCCCCCUCCUCCUCCUCCUCUUCCUCCAUCACCCCCCCCUCCUCCCCCCUCACGUGGGUGACCCGGGGCCACCCGGCCCCAGGUGCUGGGUGACUGCCCGACAGUUCAGGCAUGGAGAGCCCAAGUGGCCCCAGGCUUGGGAAGCUGUCGUCUUCAGGGCUGCCAAGGGGCCGAGCCCCCAAGCAUGGACAUCCCCAGGAGCUGGUUAGAGCCACGCCAGGCCACGAAAACAACAACAAACACAGUCCGGUUUGUGAUGAGCCAGCAGAGGGAAAGAGGAAAGGUCGUCCUAAAGCAGAAGUGCAGGAACUGAGAAGCAUUCCUGCCCAUAUGAUAGUACAAUGGAAGGAAGAGUUUAAACGCCGCUCCAGGGUUAAAUGUCCGUGUUCAGGCUGCUGGUUAGAGUUUCCCAGCAUCUAUGGCGUCAAGUACCACUAUCAACGCUGCCAGGGGGCCACUGUAGCUGAGAAGCUGAGUCACGGCUGUCCCUACUGUGAGGCAGUGUUUGCCACAAAGGUCCGCUUGCAGAAGCACAAGCUGUGGAACCACCCAGACAGAGUUAGUAUGGAAGCCAAGGAAGAGCAAGCUAAGCUUCAAAAGACUCCCGUGAAGCCCAACACAAAGAAAAGACCCAUGGAGAACAGUCCCCCCUCUCCGGUGUUCUUCAAAGUGAAAAAGACCCAUGAGGUGUCCAUGCCGUCUCAGAACGGGGAGCUGGCCCACCAGAAGAGUGACAGGAAACAGCACAGCCACAGCCAGCCUUCGCAUCAAAUUCACCAAUCCCAGCCAGUCCAGCCUCAGUCUCAGCAGUCGCAGUCUCAAAGCACCUCAUCCGACGCAGGGGGGAGCGAAAGCGAGGGGGGCAGCCUUCCCCCUUCAUUCCCCGACGAAGACCCGGAGCGAAUGAGGCACAGACGGAAGCAGAAAACGCCCAAGAAAUUCACUGGAGAACAGCCCUCCAUAUCUGGAACGUUUGGAUUGAAAGGUAUGACUAAGGCGGAGGAGAAGAUGAAGGCUGGCCGCGCGAAGAGAGCAGAGGGGAGUGGGUGUAGUGAAGAGCCUCAGAGAAGAACUACUUCAAGCCAGUCAUCAAAGAAAGACUCAGCCACAACAAGCUCUGGGGUUGUUCCUGACACACAGUGGCAGCGAGCGAUCUCAGAGCGAGGCGAAGUGGUGUGUCCCACCUGCUCCAUCGUCACCAGAAAAACAAUCCACGGCCUCAAGAAACACAUGGAGAUUUGCCAGAAGCUCCAGGAUGCCCUGAAGUGCCAGCAGUGCCACAAACAGUUUAGGUCCAAGGCUGGACUGAACUACCACACAAUGGCGGAACACAGCACCAAGCCCUCAGGGAGCGAAGGCCAGACGGGCAACGAGCACGAGGAGAGAGAAAGGCUGCGCAGAGUGCUCAAACAGAUGGGACGAAUCAAGUGUCCUAGUGAGGGGUGUUCAGCCCACUUUUCCAGUCUGAUGGGCUACCAGUAUCACCAGAAGCGUUGUGGAAGACAAAUUUCUGACGAUGAGAAGCCUGUGUUUCUGUGCCAGCACUGUGAAAAAAGCUACCGUUCCAAGGCUGGCAGAGACUACCACGUUCGCACCGAGCACUCCCCGACCAUCACCUCCGCCAUGACAGCCACAACCACCAACAGCAACAAGGACAGUAUCAUUGACACCAACAACAACACUGGCAAUGAGAGGGUGGUCUCUGAGGAGUCUCCAUCGGGAGGCAAGAAGGACUCGAGUCAUCCCGAGAAGAAGGAUUGGCCAGAGAAAGCACCUUCCAGCCAGCCUAAGGAAAAGGACAAAGAAUCUAGAGAGAAGGACCGGGAAAAGGAAAAAGAGAGGGAGCGAGAAAAAGAAAGAGUGGCACAGUUCGGGAGCCAGGGGGAGGACUUUGAAAGGACCCCCAGUGGCAGAGUGAGGCGGCGGUCAGCUCAGGUGGCAGUGUUCCACCUGCAGGAGAUAGCAGAGGAUGAGCUGGCCAAAGACUGGGGCACCAAGCGGCGCAUCAAGGACGACCUGGUGCCUGACAGCAAGAGGUUAAACUACACUCGCCCAGGCCUCCCCAACUUCAGCCCAGAGCUAUUAGAAACCUGGAAGAACCAAGUCAAGGAGAAGGGUUUUAUCUGCUGCACAAAUGAAAACUGUGAAGCUGUCUAUUCCAGUGUGUCAGGACUAAAGGCUCAUCUCGCCAACUGCAGCCAGGGUGGUGGUGAACUGGGGAAGUACACGUGUCUGAUCUGUCAGAAGGAGUUCAGCUCAGAGAGUGGGGUCAAGUACCACAUCAGCAAGACGCACUCACAGAACUGGUUUCGAGCAGCAGCCACUCAAGUGGUCUCCAGUAGCAAGAGUAAAGUGCUGGAGGACAAUGGGAUCAAAGCUGAGGUGAGGAACGGUGCCACCACUGGUAAGAAGAGGGGUCGCAAACCAAAAGAACGCCCCCUUGUGGAUGUGCCUCUCCAAACAAAAACUGAAGCACUUGCCUCUACUCAAAACUCAACCUCCAGCGUGACCCCUUCCUUGAGCCCAGCACAGACCCCAACCAUGAGCUCCGACCUAACAGACAGUGAUAAUUCAGGCCAAAACAAACAGCCCAUUCCCUCCGCCACAAGACGAAGCAAACCCAAGAGGCUGUCGUUGUCAGAGUAGCUCUGCAUUUGUCGACCCAGGAGCCAGAAAGGAUGCUUACUGUAAAUGUUUUGCCGGGAAACUGAAAGACCUUCUUACUUCACAAGGACACAGAGAAGGAGGCCAAAUCAACAAUAACCAGUAAAACAGUUCAAUCUUCAAAUCUUGGUUUGAAAACCCCAGAGUUAAUGUGUGUAUUGUCGCAGACAAUACUCAGAACAGUAGUGUUUUAUUUCUCCAUUCCACCUCCGUCUCCUUUUUAAGUCACACAUUUUAGUUUCUGUACUCACAGCAGGAGGAUGAGAACUAAUCAAAGAUAAAAUCCUGACCUUUACGUGGAUAGCCUUUUUUAAACAGGUAGGUAGUUUCCUAAUCAAUAGAGAAUAAUGUUCUCUUCAAGACUCAUGUUGUGUUUGAGAGGUUUUAAAAAGGAUUAUCUAUUAGCAUGGUGAAGUCAUUUAAUGAUAGCUAGUGUUUUCACAUUUUUUCCACAGAUAUACUGUACCGUGUACAUAAACAAUAUCUAUAUCUAUAUAUAUCUGCAGUAUAUACUCAAAGCAAUGAUGCCAUCUGUCAUUUUCAAGCCUGACACAUCCAGUAGGAUCAUGAGCAGUCAGAAUGUUUGCAGUGUGUGCUAUAGUGCAAUGUGGUUUUGAAUUUAGUUUUUUCAUUUCUUUACAGUUUUACUUUUAUUGUUUUGUUUUUUUUUGUUGUUUUUUUAACUACGUUUCACGUAAGCAAAUGUCAGAUAAGCUAAUAUGUUGGUCAGUUGUUAGUCAUGUUCCACCCUUACCCACAGCUUCAGUGACAUCUGUUUUCAUGUGAUGAUUUAAGAUUCUGUGGUUCUUUUAGACUGAAGUUAAUGAGCAGAAUACCCCCCCAAAAAAGUGACAUUUUCAUUUGUAAGUUAUUCGAUAGUUUCAGUAACAUGUGAUUUAACAUCGUUUAGUUGAUUUUAGACGAGGAACAAAGUUGAAGCCUUCUAAAAUAAGAACAGAAAAGCUAAAUGUUUGACAGAACGAUGAACUUUAUGUGAAGCUUGUUGCACCAUUGCAGCACAAUCAAAAGAUGUGACACCAUAUUAAAGGAGGCCAUAUAUUGGCUACUGCUUUAGCUUGAAUCAAAGCUGGAGAGAGAAUAAAAAAUACUAUCUUUUAUAGAGAGGUUGAAGACAAUAAUCUUUUAUGAAAUAGAAAAAAAAUGCAAAUGAAGAUUCAAAUAUAAAUAUGUAUAUGAAUUAAUUCCUGGACGCUUGCACUUUAACCCUUUACCCUCCUUCCUCACCUCUUGUAUUUCUGACAGGAAUAUUCAACCUAACGUAGUGGCUGUCUUGAACAGGAGUGGGAAUAUUUUACUCUGAUGGAAAACUAGAGGAAAACUAAAUUUGCUUUAAAUGGGUAAUGAGCAACAUGGUUAACUCUUUCUAUAUAUUAACCCAACACAACCUUAAAAGUGUGUCUGACGCCACAAAGCCAUAACUGCUCUAGUUUAAGGCUGCUUUGCCACUGAACGUUAAACUAGCUUUAGACUUAAAUAAAAGAAGAAGAAAUAUUAUAUUACUUUUCAAAUCUACAACAUCACAGAACAUUUUCACAAAGUCGAUACUUGAAUCCACAGUUGCAUUAACAAUUUGAGCAAAUGAAAACUUAAUAUUUGAUUAUAUUUGCAGUUUAUGUCCAUAAAAAUGAUUCCUUGCUUGCUUAAAAAAUGAACGAUCGUAAGUCUAUUUUAUAUUAUAUCGUGUGUACUGGUUACAAAGCAAUCUGAUAGCUUUGGAUAAAAUUGUGACACAAGGAUAUGACGGUGCCGCAACAAGGGUGCUUUUACUCGCCACUCUACUUGACUCGACCUGAUACCAUGCCGUGUUCUCCUUACAGGCUGAAUUUUGCACCAAAAUGUCACUUUUCGUCUUUAAAAUCAAGCACUGAUGUCAGCGGAACGCUUUCGAGAAGCAGUGAAUUUGAAAUUUGUGUGCGUUCUUCCUACGCUGUGACUUUUUGUAGUGUAAAGCAAAUAUUCAAUCUGAAUUCCUCCAUUACCAAUCAACUGAUAGAGGCUUUUCAGGCGGGGAUGGUUAUGCACGUGUCUCUGUUAGUAGCAUGGACCUUUAUCUCUGAUCCAGGUUCAGUUGAUGGAGAGGAUAAGUCAGACGAGCACUGAUUGGUCCUUGGACCUUUACUAUAUGAGUUGUCCGGACCGUGUGUGUGUGUGCGUGUCUGUGUCUGUGUGCGCGUGUGUGCAAGUGUGUGUUUGUCUUAAACAGUUAGCACCUUUGUAAUGACUGGAUGUCAGAAAUGGUAACACCUUUGUUGAGUGUUACGCCGUGGCACAGAAUCAGUUCAUCAGCUGCUUGUUACUCAUUUCAUUAAUAACGUCACAUUGACUGUGUUUACCUGACAAGCUUUGGUGUUGCAAUAUGAUAGUUUAGCACUGCUUUUAACAGUGAGUAUUUUAUAUUUUAUCACACCCUUUACUAUCUGUCUUCCUACGAUGUGGAAACACAUAUCUAUCCCGCAGUGUGAGCUAACUGCAACAUGUUUAGAGAGUACAGCAAUACACCAUAUUUAGCGGAUUUUGUUGGCUUGCUAAUAUUUUGAUAUUGAUGUGUCUUCUCAAAAAAUUGUAUGGCUUUUUUUUUUUCACUCCCCUAAUUUUAUUUGUUUGCUUUGAAAAUGCUUUUUACAUAUUAUGAAAUCUAAAAAAAAAAUGAUAAUAAUAAUUGAAAAAAUUUUUAGAACACAAAGAACAUUGUAGGCCUGUGUGUUGGCAUACACUGUUAUUUUAUCCAUUUUUGAUGAUGCACAUAAAUUGAGCUUUUUCAGUACAUGAUGGCAAACACAUCGAGAGAGUCCUUUAUUAUUAUCUAUUCAAUAUGGGACGACAAGGCAUAUGUAUGUGUGUUUGUUUCUGUAUUUAGUGCACUUACUAUACCAUGAAAUAGGCUUGAAAUAGGAGUGUUGUUGGAGCUUUCUAGUUACCUGGAUUGUGUGUGGUGUGACUUUUGUACCUGGGGAAACAGCAGGCUCAAGUGUCUUCCCUUUGUCAGCAAUGUUAUUUCAAAAACUAAGGUUAAUCCUUAGAAAUUCCCUUAGACAGCCUAAGAAUUUAACCCUUUUAUUUGGACAACAGUGGUUUGUUUUGUAUGCUACCCACUUCAAAAGCAGGAAAUGGCAUCCGGCCCAUUGCUCACUCCGGGCCAUUGCGAUGAAACUUUGGAGAGUUUUAUGAGAUGAUGUUGUAGCUUAUAACUGUUUAUGAUAUAUAGGUAACAGAUCAAAUGAGACUAAUUAUGUAUUAAAGAUUUCCAUAUCAGAAAUAAAGCUGUAUAGUACCUAACAUUGGAGGGAUCAACACCUCCUUUGAGUCUGAACUGUUACAAUUUUUCUCCCAAACUUGUUGUACCUGUGCAUUAGUAUCCCUCAACUAAUUAAUAAAAGUUUGUUGACUAAA
Molecule: messenger RNA, 7502 nt
Organism: Mugil cephalus (flathead mullet)
Lineage: Eukaryota; Metazoa; Chordata; Actinopteri; Mugiliformes; Mugilidae
Gene: znf512b
Product: zinc finger protein 512B
Exons: 17
Coding region: 1539-4073 (844 amino acids)
Molecular function (GO): zinc ion binding
Source: RefSeq, a predicted model, not a curated record